UCAUAUGACUCUUAUCGUUACACAAAUGGAGUUAGUUUCAAGGAACUAGGUGUGCUUCUGGAUUGAUGAGAAAAGAGAAUUUCUGUACCGACAUAUUUGGUACAAGAUGCCUCCAACUCUUUUUCAAAAACUUUUUAAUAAGAGAAAUGCCUUUUCGCCACCUCCCAAGUGCAGUAAGGAAGAUCCUUCCUUCAGCUGGCCCACUCCAGAGCUGGAGCCCGGCCAGAUCCGACUGAUAGUGUAUCAGGACUGCGAGCGGCGCGGAAGAAAUGUCCUUUUCGACUCCAACACCAAAAAGAGAAGCACCGAGGAGCCCCAGGUGUCGAAGAUGUGUGGGGAGGCGCAGGUGAAGGUGUUUGGGAAAUGCUGCCAGCUGAGGCCCACAGGAGGCAGCACCUCCUCGCUGGACAGCUCCUCCUCCUGCACGUCGGAGCCACGUGAGCAGGGCCUGCGCUUCCAGGGCUCCCGCUGUUCAUCCGAUGCAAACAUGUUAGGGGAGAUGAUGUUUGGCUCAGUAGCCAUGAGCUAUAAAGGCUCAACACUAAAAAUCCAUCGGAUCCGGUCUCCACCGCAGCUCAUGUUAAGUAAAGUGUUCACUGCACGCACAGGAGGCAGUGUCUAUGGUAGCCUGAACACACUGCAGGACAGCCUGGAGUUCAUUGGCCAAGACACAAAUGCUCUACGAGUGGACCACAACACCGUCACCAGUGGCUUUUUGGGAAACAUAGGUUUCUCUCAGCUCUGCAGCCCACGGCGGGCACUCUCUGAGCAGGGUCCUCUACGUCUCAUCAAGAGUGCUUCUUUUUUUUCAGGCCACAGUAACCCCAUGGACAUGCCUGGCAGAGGGCUGUACGAUGAGAGAGACAGUGGCAUUGCUCGAUCAGCGUCUCUGAGCAGUCUCUUGAUCACCCCAUUCCCCUCGCCGGGCUCAUCCCUCACCAGCAGUGCUGCGAGCAGCUACCAGAGACGAUGGCUGCGCAGCCAGACCACCAGUCUUGAGAACGGAGUCUUCCCAAGAUGGUCUGUGGAGGAGAGCUUCAACAUGUCUGAUGACAGUGGUGGCCCAAACCUCGGGGUGACCAGAAAGAAGAAGAUUGCCAUUGGGGUCAUCUUUUUGCUUUCACCCAAUGAGGCAGAGAACAGCAGAUUCCAGGAGUUCUUUUUCUCUCACUUCCCACUCUUCGAGAGCCAUAUGAACAAACUCAAAACUUCCAUUGAACAGGCUAUGAAAAUGAGCAGGCGCUCGGCAGAUGCCAGUCAGAGGGCUCUGGCCUAUGCCCGGAUGGUGGAGGGACUCAACGAGUUUCGGACAACCAUCUGUAACCUUUACACCAUGCCUCGCGUCCCCGAGCCAGUUUGGCUUGCCAUGAUGUCUGGCACACCAGAGAAAAACCAGCUGUGCAACCAGUUCAUGAGGGAGUUCGCCUUAUUGAUGGAGCAGGCCUCUAAGAAUCAGUUCCUUCCUGCCCUAAUCACAGCCGUCUUGACCAAUCACCUCGCGUGGGUGCCCACUGUCAUGCCCAAUGGCCAGCCACCUAUCAAGAUCUUCCUGGAGAAGCAUUCAUCUAAGAGUGUGGACAUGCUGGCCAAAACACACCCCUACAACCCACUGUGGGCGCAGCUCGGUGACCUGUAUGGGGCAAUCGGCUCUCCGGUGCGGCUGUCGCGGACGAUAGUGGUUGGCCGGAGGCAGGAGAUGGUGCAGCGGCUGCUCUAUGUCCUCACCUACUUCAUCCGCUGCUCGGAGCUGCUGGAGACGCACAUGCUGGACAGUGUUGAGGACGAGGCCAUCGUCAUUCCCGGCUCGCUCAUCACAACCUCGCUGCGCCGGGGAGAGGUGGAGGAGUCCGACUACGUGUUGGUCACCGUGCACAAGCCCAGCGGAGACUACCUCUCUCAGAGCACAGCCGGAGCCGAAGGGGGCAGCUGCCCAUCAGACACUCACAGUAUACAGAGCAGCACCUACACGGACACGGACACUGGCCUGGGGCCUGACGACGAACCCAGUCAGAGCUCCCAGAACACCAUCACACACACCCACUGCACACAAGCAAACACACACUCACACACUAUUGGCACUGUGCCCGUCAUCCGCACCGAAGACUCCAGCGAGCAGACGGCGUGUAAGGAGACUGGCAGCCCCCGCAUGGAGGCCCGGCUAGAGACGGUGGUGUGUGUUGGUUCCACCUCACCCAAGGAACAGCCACUCAUGUUGCGCCCGGAGAGCGAGAGGGAGCAGGAGACCCAAAUGGGGGUCCAGGCUGAGCUGGAUGCCUCUCUCGGCCAGGAGGAGCCUCAGACAAGUGGUACGGGCAUCAAGGUGUUUCGUUCGUCUGGGAUUCCUCUUGAGAAAAAGCCUCCUGACAAGAGCCUAGUCACACCGUACUUGUCUGACGAGGAGGAGCCUGCCACCAAAGUCACGUUUCUCAUCGGGGACUCCAUGUCCCCUGAGUCUGACACAGAGAGCAGGCAGAGGAAAGUGGAGGAUCACCUGAAGAAGCACAAGAAGCAGCUCAGGGAGAAAGAACAACAGCAACAGCAGCAGCAGCAGCAGCAGCAACAGCAGCAGCAGCAGCAACAACAACAGCUGCAGCAUAAGGUUGGCACCGAGCAGAGGAGUGAGCCCAAGUCAAAUACAGUGGACCAAACCAAGACCAAUGAGGGCAAGGCCUCUCUCCAACGCAUCUCCAGUAAAAUGCCCAAGUGGAUCCCAGCCCCAGAGGAGGACAUGGCCUUGAUGGAUGAGUAUUUCAGCGAUGAAAACCCCGUAGAGACACGGACUAUUGACGAGAAGUCCAAAAAGCACGAGACUGUUGGCGAGCCCCAGCCAAAACAGUCUGACACCAGGAGCAUCGCACAGCCUGAGGGGCAGACCUGCAAAGAGUCAAGGGACAAGAGUUGUAGCAGUUGUAACAGAAGCACGGGCUCCUGUAGAUGCAAAGAGACAAGGGACAAGAGUUGUAGCAGUUGUAACAGAAGCACGGGCUCCUGUAGAUGCAAAGAGACAAGGGACAAGAGUUGUAGCAGUUGUAACAGAAGCACAGGCUCCUGUAGAUGCUGUUCUGCUGAGCAGGACAAGGGCAUCAUCAUUUCAGUUACUGUCCCCCAAGGGGAUACCAAUAGUGGGGACCUGAAGAAGGUGGCUCCUGUCAAUGACUGGGAGAUUCCACGGAAUGAGAGCUCAGAUAGUGCUUUGGGGGACAGUGAGAGCGAGGACACGGGGCAGGACAUGCAGCAGCAGCAGCAGGAAGAGCAGUACUACAGGGAGGAUCAGGAUGAGUGGCAGGACGAGGUGGAGGUGCCAUUACCAGGGUCAAAGCUGGUGGAAAACUUCUCUAAGCCAAAUGUAGCAAACUUCGGGAGAUCCCUGUUUGGCGGAUACUGUCCAACAUACAUCCCUGACUUUGUUUUACAUGGAACGCCAAAUGAUGAGAAGCUCAGGCAGUGUCUGAUGUCUGACCUGGCACAUACUGUGCAGCAUCCAGUACUGGAUGAGCCCAUUGCAGAGGCUGUCUGCAUUAUAGCAGACACAGAGAAGUGGACGGUGCAAGUGGCCAGCAGCCAGAGGCGACAGACUGACAACAAACUGGGGAAGGAGGUGUUGGUGUCUAACCUUGUAUCCAAUCUCCUACAGUCCACCUAUCAGCUGUAUAAACUCAACUUGUCUCCUAACUUUUGUAUCAUGCACCUGGAGGACAGGCUUCAGGAACUGUACUUCAAGAGCAAGAUGCUGGCAGAAUACCUGAAGGGCCAAACCAGAGUGCAUGUCAAAGAACUGGGCAUGGUUUUAGGAAUUGAGUCCAGUGAUCUUCCCCUGUUGGCGGCAGUAGCGAGCACUCACUCGCCGUAUGUUGCUCAAAUACUGCUGUAGACACAUCAUACACAGCAGACACACAUCAAUGGGGACGCUCUGUGGAGCAGCAGGAAUGGUGUUUUUCUUAAUCCUGCAUAUCAACUGUGUUCAGCCACAGUCAGACUGUGGGACCCAGUGGGCCACAGUAACCCCAGGGGUGGUGCACAGCGCCUGGGAGAGGCCAAGGACCAGCUGCCUGCAAGAGAGACAAUCUGCCACUCGGGGGCAGCAGAGGUCAUUGCUCCCAAUGAUUGCUAGAUGGACUAUCACCACAGGUACUCUCAUGAACUGUUUCCUUGUUUAAUUUGACCCUUUUAUCUGUUUACUUCUGUACCUGUGGGUUUUUUUUCACGAGGAAGACUAGAAAGCCAAAGAGAAGUGUUCAAAGACAUUCAUCUCUAUCAAGGAAGGGACAAACAGACUACUUUCACCCCAGAGCACCAUUUGCUAUAUAGAAAUGGUAGUAGUCCUUGCUGCACAAACAUAAUAGGAUGUUUUUUUUAAAUCACAGUUAAAGAAAAGUUAUCAUUUGCCCAAUUAUGUCUUAUGGAUCAAUGGCAAUUUCCAGCAAUUCCCAUAAUGCCCCUUUUUAUUUUAAAUGAUUUGUCAUUGUGGGUUUUGACAGUAGAUGGUAUAUUUCUGGUCUUCACAUUUUUCAGUUGAUUCAGCACUACCUCAAACAAAUGUGAGGAUUCACAGCUGUAUUUUUAAUGAACUCAAAAAUAUUAUGAGGCCCUGAUCAGUUUUUAUUAGUGUAACGGCAAACUUACACUUGUUAAAUCCUUUGCUGUUUCUCAAAUGUAUGGUCUUGCUUCAGGUGUAGUCCUAAAUAACUUAAUUAUGAAUGCCAUUGAUUAAAGUAAGAUUUAUAUUUCAAAAUGAAAUACUGAACUAUUUUCACACUAUACAGUUUAUACAGUUUUACCAUCUGGUUUACUUCUGAAAUGCAUGUGUUAGAAAGAUGAUGAAAGGAAUACAAGUCAGUCAUGCUAUAAUCAGAUGGAAAGCAUUGCUUUUGACAAAUAAUGACAUGUUAAUUUUAUAAAAGGUAACUGAAAUUUAUGGAUGAGGACAUUUAUUUUUUACAAAUAUUUUUAACGUCUGUUAGUAAAUUCAUGAAUUAUUUUUGUCUUGGGGUGUUGCGCCUCAGAGUCUUAAUGGACAUGUAGCAUAUGGAAUGAAGGUAUCUGGGAAAUGUAUUUUGUUGGUUAUAACGCAUUUAUUUGCUUUCAGUGUAUGAUGUUUGGCUUCUGCAAAUGACAUGCAAUUCAUUGCAUUUUGUAAAACACCCUUUUUGCAUUUGUCUAAUGUAUUUAUAUCUACAUUCUUUAUACAUGAAUUCAGUUAAAUUAUUUAGAAUGGUGUGUAUUGGUUUAUGUAAAUUGUAUAUAUUGUUUUCAGUUUGUUUCCAUUUAUUUGUAAAUAAUGUCUUUCAACAUUGGAUUAUUUUUCUGUAAUUAUCCUCUCCCAAUUUUCUGGGAAUGUUGUGCAAUAAAACAUGCCAAUAUGAUACCGUUAA
Messenger RNA from Clupea harengus (Atlantic herring), 5372 nucleotides. It is a transcript of the gene fnip1, whose product is annotated as folliculin interacting protein 1. Gene Ontology annotation, molecular function: ATPase inhibitor activity; protein-folding chaperone binding. Gene Ontology annotation, cellular component: cytoplasm. Lineage: Eukaryota; Metazoa; Chordata; Actinopteri; Clupeiformes; Clupeidae. The record is from RefSeq and is a predicted model, not a curated record.